UUGUAUACAUGGAAAUAAACCCUAUCUAUCCAUCUUUUGGAACUCGUUCAGAUUGCGCGUAAAAGUCUGGAGCGCACGACACGACGAACCCGUGCCAAACCCAACAUGAAAAACUUUUACGAUCUUGUGGUCGCUGUCACGUGGGGGUUGAAAAACACUAAUGAAUAUCCACGUGGAUGAGCUGCUGUUGUCCCUUACAUGCCUACAGUAAUUUGGAGACACCUUGCUCCCGGGCGCAGGAUGAAGGUGUGUAACCGUGGAGCGCAGAUGCUCGUGACCACGGCGGGGGCUUUUGCGGCCUUCAGUCUGAUGACCAUCGCCGUCGGGACGGAUUAUUGGUUAUACUCGCGUGGGGUGUGCAGGUCCAAAAGCGCGAAUGAUAACGACACGAACCGGAAAAAUGAAGAGGUGCUCACGCAUUCAGGACUUUGGAGACAGUGCUGCAUGGAAGGCAUAUUUAAAGGGGUCUGUAAGAACAUUGAUCAUUUCCCAGAGGAUGCAGAUUAUGAACAAGAUGCUGCAGAAUAUCUAUUGCGUGCUGUGCGCGCCUCUAGUCUUUUCCCUAUACUGAGCGUGGGACUGCUGUUCAUUGGUGGAGUUUGUGUAGCUGCUAGUGAGUUCUACAAGAGCCGACACAAUGUUAUCCUGUGCGCAGGCAUCUUUUUUGUCUCGGCUGGUUUAAGUAACAUAAUUGGGAUUAUCGUGUACAUUUCGUCCAACGCCGGUGACCCAAACCAGAGCGAGUCGAAGCGCAGUCACUGGUACGGCUGGAGCUUCUACUGCGGCGCGCUUUCCUUCAUCGUAGCGGAGACGGUGGGCGUCCUCACCGUGCACCUGUUCAUCGACACGCACCGCGUGCUCAGAGCGCGUUCACAUCGCACGCUCCAACUCAGCACUAAUUCCCUGCAGCAACGGCGAUCUACCAGCUACCGUUCCCGUUAUCGCUGGAGGCAGGGGCAAAAUCGUUCAUCUGACUCCCGGUCGCGCGAGCCUUCACCUGCUCGACACGGGAACGACCUCGGGUUGUACGCGCUGGGACACGCGUCUCCGACGACUGCAACCCACAACUCCCUUAAUACAAGCCGUGGAUUUGCGCAUUUCCACAACUCUGUCAUUGCCAACAAUACCUUUGCGAAUCCCCAUAUUUUCUCCACGCAGAACUCUGUGAAAUCAGAAAAAGGGAUUCACAUACAAAACAGUUGGGGGUCAGAAAAGGGGGUUGGGUUUCCAAAUGCACAUGGUCAAAAUUCAAUCAAGUCUGAAAACGGAGUCAUGCUGUCACCAAACUUUAAACAGAACUCGGCGAAUCCCGGUAAAAGCCCGGUGCAUGCACAGAAUUCAGUGAUAGACAUUGCGCGCGCGCGAUGCGCAGUAAAGGAGCACUCGUAUGUUUCUCAAUGUGGAACUGCAACAAGAAGAACAACUCCUGUAUGAACAGCAUAAUACGUUCUGCUGCUACAGACAGUAUAUGACUAUGCAACAUGAUGCUGUAUAAAAUGUUAUAGUUUACUUUACCGUAUAUUAUUAAUGGACUAAAUUAAAUAGGACAAAGUGCAACUUUCAUCGAUACGACUUCAUGUCGAGAAGCCAUAUAAAAUAGGAAAAUAAAGUCAUUAAUUAAUUUUUUGAGCAAAAUCUAUUUUUAUCUAAUUCAGAAAUGUUUGAACUUUGGGGUUGACAGUGCCAAAACCUGAUGCAAUGAUGUGAUUUUAAGUUGAAGAAUCAUGUAGUCUCAUGUACUGCCAUUAUUUUUUGUAACAACCGAAAUAAGUUACUUUAAUCUAAUGUGCACUCACUUGGCUAAGUGGUUUAUUUGUUUAUAUUUCCUUUUGUUUUUAACCUACCAUCUAUUAGACAAUUUUCACACACUGCCACUGAGUACAUUCAUUGAUAAAACUGAUACCCAAAAGCCACCCUGGGGUUAAGUGGAUUGAUUUUGGACACAAUGAGGACAGAACAUUAGUGACUCUCUAGUGUCUGGGUCACUAUUUCCUAUAGCUGAUUGUAAACCUUUGUGUUAGCAAUGAAGUGAUGCAUAGUUUUUUUUGCAUACCAUAACAUUUCUUUUUGCCUGACAGAUAACACAGAAACGUAUCCUGAGAAAUCAUAUGAGAGACUAAACACUGGUAUGCAUCUCUAUAUGUCUGUCAGUCAGGUUGUGUGUUCAGGGUUUCUGAAAUCUGGUUUGCUAACAUUUCUAGAAGUCUGGUUUUAAAAAGUGAGUGUCAUUAAAGUAAUAGAGGAAGGUUGAAUUUGUGUCUUGAGCCCUGUAAAUUAGCAAAGCACCUGAAAUUGCGUAUAGCACCUUCUGUAA
This is a messenger RNA of Paramisgurnus dabryanus, 2314 nucleotides long. RefSeq names its product calcium channel, voltage-dependent, gamma subunit 3a (gene cacng3a). Lineage: Eukaryota; Metazoa; Chordata; Actinopteri; Cypriniformes; Cobitidae. Gene Ontology annotation, molecular function: channel regulator activity; voltage-gated calcium channel activity. Gene Ontology annotation, biological process: neurotransmitter receptor internalization; neurotransmitter receptor transport, postsynaptic endosome to lysosome; positive regulation of synaptic transmission, glutamatergic. Gene Ontology annotation, cellular component: AMPA glutamate receptor complex; postsynaptic density membrane. The record is from RefSeq and is a predicted model, not a curated record.